Messenger RNA from Tribolium castaneum (red flour beetle), 2003 nucleotides. RefSeq names its product Coenzyme Q8 (gene Coq8). The transcript has 7 exons. NCBI's taxonomy places the organism in Eukaryota, Metazoa, Arthropoda, Insecta, Coleoptera, Tenebrionidae. Bases 98 to 1939 code for a protein of 613 amino acids. The record is from RefSeq and is a predicted model, not a curated record. Gene Ontology annotation, biological process: ubiquinone biosynthetic process.
CAGCUGUCAACUGUCACAAAUUUAACCUCACAUUAGCGUGGGUGUUUUUCAUUGAUUGUAAAUUAAUUUUGCGUUUUUCUGAGUAAAUUAGUACCUAAUGUCUCGUUCUGGCGAUAUUUUGGGAAUAAUUCGCGGUUUACAGCUUGUGGUUGAGGCAGCCGCAAAAUUGCACUCUUCCGAACUCAAACAGAUCUGGGCAAACUCAAAUUAUCGCGUCUUUAUCCAAGACUGCAUCACCCAAAAUCGAACUAACUCAAACAAUGUCACUAACAUCGUUUCGGAGACUGCGGACCGCGUUGCCACAGUCUGCCAUGGCCUUAAGGCGUACGCCUCUAACACAUCUCCUAAAGAUGGUUAUUAUCAAAACUUAAACGAUGCCAGUGAGGAUUUGAAAGAGCCGCCAAGGGCCGAAAGUGACAGGGCGCAAUUUCAAAUUAAAUUAACUAAAAGUGACCAAGAACUGCUGAAGAAGCUAGAUUUGGAACAUCAGGAGAAAUUGAGACAGGUGGAGAUGGAACAAGACAAGGCGAAAAAGCGGGAUGAAGAGAAAAAGGCGGAGAGCAAGGGCCAAGUCACGGCCAGUCCGAACCCCAAGUCAAAAUUGAAGUUGAGCGAACACUCAAAACAGCGAAAAGUCCCGUCAUCUAGAAUCGGCCGAAUGAUAUCUUUUGGAGGCCUUGCGGCGGGCUUAGGUUUCGGGACGGCAACAGAAUAUGCGAAAAGAACUUUUGGUUUUGGCCAGUCGGCAGACCCUUCCACCCUUUUCCUCAACCCCAACAACUUGGACCGAAUCGUGGAUACGUUGUGUAAAGUCAGAGGAGCGGCCUUAAAGCUGGGCCAGUUGCUGAGCAUCCAGGACGACAGUGUAAUCAAUCCCGAGUUGGCUAAGGCCCUAGAAAGGGUGCGAAAAUCGGCCGAUUUUAUGCCGAAUUGGCAAGUUGAGCAAGUCAUGACUGCUGAAUUGGGGCCAAAUUGGCGUUCCCAGUUUUUGGAGUUUGAGGAAAAACCGUUCGCUGCUGCGUCAAUUGGCCAAGUCCAUUGGGGGCGAAUUAGCGACGGACGUGAAGUUGCUAUCAAAAUCCAAUAUCCGGGAGUUGCGAAAGGCAUUGAGAGUGAUAUUGAUAAUCUGGGAGGGAUUAUGAAAUUUUGGGACGUUUUUCCCCGGGGAAUGUUCUUGGAGAAUUUAAUGCGAGUUGCGAAAAGAGAGUUGGCUUGGGAGGUGGAUUACAGGAGAGAGGCCGAGUGUACGAGGAUUUUUCGACGAUUGUUAGCUCCUUAUAGUGAUUACUACGUACCUGAAGUUAUAGAUGAACUAUCAACGAAUCAAGUAUUUACAACCGAGCUUCUUGACGGUGUUCCGGUCGACCAAUGCUUCGAUAUGCCGCCCGAAGACCGGCGUUUCAUCGCUGAAAAAAUCAUAGAGUUGUGUUUACUCGAGUUGCUUGAGUUCAGAUACAUGCAGACCGAUCCAAACUGGGCCAAUUUCCUAUACAACCCACGAAAAAAACAAAUCAUGUUGCUCGAUUUCGGAGCCAGUCGUGAAUAUUCCAAGCCUUUUAUGGAUCAGUACGUUAAAAUUCUUAAAGCGUCGUGUGACGCCGAUCGAGAAACGGUCUUGCAAGUCUCGCGGGAAUUGGGAUUUUUGACGGGUUAUGAGAGCAAGGUGAUGGAAGAUGCUCACGUAGACGCCGUGAUGAUAUUAGGUGAAGUCUUCCGAUGUGCGGACGCUUACGAUUUCGCUGCUCAAGAUAUGACGGCCAGAAUACAAAAUUUGGUUCCGACAAUGGUCACGCACCGGCUUUGUCCACCUCCGGAAGAAGUGUAUUCCUUACAUAGGAAAUUAUCAGGGGUUUUCUUGCUGUGUUCGAAACUAAAAACCUCCGUUUCUUGCAGGGAUAAAUUCUUAAGUUUGUAUAGCAAAUAUACCAGUGCCGUGUAGUUUUGUAGCGUUGGAAUGUAACAGGUUUUGUAACAAAUUUUAAAUAAAGAUUAAUCAAAUUGUU